GCAGGAAUUGAUGAUGAAGAACGACAAUGGUGACGACUAGGGUUUACAAGAAUCAAUGAUGAAGAAUGACAAUGAAAAAGGUGUGGUGAGGUUAUAGUGGUGCUUGGUGAUUGGCAGUAAACCCGACGGGGGCGGUGGUGGGUGGUGCAAUCUGAUUGUGGCGGUGGAUGGUUCUAAUCUGAUGGGGCCGGUGGUGGUGGGUGUUGCAAUCUGAUGGGGAUGGUGUCGAAAAUCACCGGCAUCCCUAAUUUCAUCAUCAAAACCAACGCAAAUCACCUGCAUCUUCAUCGGAGUUGGAGAAAUCUGGCGAGUCUGAUUAGUUCAGGGAAUUGCAGAUUGUAUAUUUGAAGAAAGAAGUCAUGGGAAGCACAUGCAUUUUCAUUGCUCUUUACAGAUCUAUGAUACGCCUCAAACGUUUUGCAGUUGCGUUUUACGGGAGUUCAUCUCGACCUCAGUUGGUUGCUCUGGUUGCGCAAGAGGAAAUCAUCGACGGUGGUGGUCAGAUUGAGCCGCCAGGAAUGCACAUUAUAUAUCUUCCGUAUUCAGAUGACAUAAGACCCAUUAAGAAACGAAGUAGGUGGCGACAGAGGUGGUGAUUGUGGGUUGGUGGUGGUUCUAUUAUGGUUUGGGUGGAUGAAUUUGAUUAAUUAGGGAGAAAAACUGGGUGGGUUUAAGGAGAAUUGAGGACUUGUAUUUAGAGUAUUUACAAAAAUUGUCCUUUAUAUGUAUAAAGACUAAACUACCCUCAAGUGACUUGCAUGUGACUAUAUUUAACAAGAAAAUCUAACCAGGCUGGGUGGAAAGGACAAAACUUGUAACAAAAUACCUACUAAAGGACAGCG
Helianthus annuus (common sunflower) is the source of this 842-nucleotide messenger RNA. Its product is annotated as ATP-dependent DNA helicase 2 subunit KU70. Gene Ontology annotation, biological process: cellular response to X-ray; telomere maintenance; double-strand break repair via nonhomologous end joining. The coding region runs from base 360 to 596 and encodes 78 amino acids. NCBI's taxonomy places the organism in Eukaryota, Viridiplantae, Streptophyta, Magnoliopsida, Asterales, Asteraceae. The record is from RefSeq and is a predicted model, not a curated record. Gene Ontology annotation, molecular function: double-stranded DNA binding; telomeric repeat DNA binding. The transcript has 4 exons. Gene Ontology annotation, cellular component: Ku70:Ku80 complex.